AUGAUAUCACGGUUGUAAUGAAAUCGAUGGGAGCGGGCAGGCGAGUGAUGCUAUAUGCCCGCUCUUCCGCUUAGGGAUACUAUGUAGCAUGGAACCAUAUGCAAUAGGACAUAUACCACUGCCCGCCCGCGCGCGCGCGCCACGUCGAGCACAUCCUCUCCAGCACAUCCGCUCGUACAUAAAUCGCACGUUUUGUCGCACGCACUCCAAAAGCGGCUAACGACGCACUCCCCCAGCCCAACAUAAAACCAACGCAUCCCUCCCUCCAAGCUUCCGUGUCUCCCCCCAACAAACCCCAACCACCAUGGUCGAUAUCGACGCCCACAACGCCCUCCCAUUGUCCUCCCUCCAUGAAUUCCUCCCCGCCGUGCCCCCGGACCUGUCGAUAACCCUUCAUACCGCCACCACCCUCCCGCCGGAUAGGCUGACAGCAUGCUUCAACCUGAUCCGCACCAACAUGCGCGUGAUGUACGAGCACAGCGACAUGGGGUGGAACAGUAAGAGCAAGCGGAAGGAGAUGGAGGAAGACGAUAUGCGGUAUCUCAUACUCUCCGGACAAGGAGGAGGAGGAGGAGGAGGAGGAGGAGGAGGAGGAGGAGGAGGAGGAGGAGGAGGAGGAGGAGGAGGGGAGGGGGAGGAGGAAUGGGAGGACGACGAAGGGGGGGACGUAGACGGCUUCCUAAGCUUCAAGGUCACCGAGGAGCAGAAGGAGGAGGUUAUCUACUGCUAUGAGGUGCAGCUGGCCGAGAACGUGAGGAAUAAGGGACACGGUGAGACGCUGAUGCGGCUUAUGGAGGGGUUUGGGAAGAACCUGGGGCUGCCGAAGGCCAUGCUCACCGUUUUCUCGGCGAAUACGGGGGCACUGAAGUUUUAUCGGCGGAUUGGGUACGAAAUCGACAUCAUAUCCCCACAGCCAAAGCUCCUCCGCAGCGGCGCUAUGCGGGAGCCAUCUUAUUUCAUCUUCUCCAAGGAGCUAUGA
Messenger RNA from Tricharina praecox, 979 nucleotides. RefSeq lists its product as uncharacterized. Gene Ontology annotation, molecular function: histone H2A acetyltransferase activity; protein N-terminal-serine acetyltransferase activity; histone H4 acetyltransferase activity. Gene Ontology annotation, cellular component: nucleus. Lineage: Eukaryota; Fungi; Ascomycota; Pezizomycetes; Pezizales; Pyronemataceae. The coding region runs from base 305 to 979 and encodes 224 amino acids. The transcript is spliced from 3 exons. The record is from RefSeq and is a predicted model, not a curated record.